GAAAUGUAUGGGAACCCAAUUUAUUAGUUUGCAUUUGCAAGAGGAUUAAUUGUUAUUUGAGGUUUGUUAAUCUAACGAAAGUUGCGGAUUGAUGUCACAUGAAGUGAGACAAACUACAAGACACUGACGAUGCGGACAUUCAGAUUCCUUCAGUGUGUGCAAAGGUCAUUAAGGAUGCAUAGAAAUCCAGGCAUCUGCAGGAAUCUUCAAUGGCAGAAAGCAUUUUCCACAAACUCGUUUUUGCUAUAUCACAAAAGAACAGAGUACUAUCCCACUGACAAAAUCAAGAAUUUUGAAGAUUUCGAGAAAUAUGCCAGCCCUGAAGAAAAAGACCGCCUGGAGUUUAUCCAAUCAGAAUUCAUAGACUACUGCAGAGCAGGAAAAUUCCAAAUUCUUGAGCCAACAGAUGAAGACUGGCUUAAGUGCUUGAACUUUGAGACCAAAUCUUCACGUCUUUCAUAUUUAAAACAAUGUGAAAAGAAGAUAAUGGAGAAAGUUAAAGCUGCCGAGAAAUUAAAAGAACCAAGCCGGAAAGUGGAACGAGACAAUCGAUUAGAUCCAGAUGGUCAACAUCGAUUUAUCCGAGCGAUGUUUGACCAUACUGUCAACAUGAUAGCUGACCAUCGUAUGGCCCGGGCGGCUUUGUUUGAAGACCCUAUCGUGGUUGAUUUUAGUUUUAUCGAUUCCCUGUAUUAUCAUGAAAUACGUGAUGUGGCUCUACAAUUAAUGUAUGUGAGGAGUCUUGCCAAAAUGUCUGCAUUUGAAAGAACCCCGACCCUUAAUCUUAUCUUCUGUAAUGUGCAAAAGCCAUGGGAAGAAAAUCAAAUUUUCAAGGUCCUUGAAAGCCGUAAUCAAAAACUUGAAGACGUAGCAAAGGGUCCCGUAACCAUCACUGAGAAGAGUUACCUGAACUUGUUCCCAAAGGAAGAUUUAGUGUACCUCUCACCUGAUGCCCGACAUUAUUUCCACCCAGACGAUGGAAUUCCAAUAAUUGGGGGGAUUAUUGACACAACAACAACAGCAAAAUUGUCAUACGGGAAAGCCAAGAAGGAGGAUUUAAAAAUCCGCAAACUCCCAAUUGACAUGGUUACCAAAGUGUAUGGAAACAAGUGUUUAGCUCUGGAUCAUGUUGUCAACUAUAUAAAUGUCCUGAGAUUUACAGGUGAUCCUUACCAAGCCUACAAUGUAUUGCCACUCAGGAAAAGAAGACCUCCAAAGAAGUUGCAAACCCCAUGAAAUUUCUUGACUAGUGUGAAGUGACACAAUAAUCGUGAUAAAGUAUAGAACAUGAUUGCAUAAGGAUGCAUGUUGUUGAGUAUGAAUAUGUAAUCCCUGCAGAUCUUGUUGAACUACUUCUGAGAUCAUUAACAAGACAGUAGAUUCUGCAACUUGACAUAUGACAUUCAGUAUUUUCUACCGGUACAUCAAAACAUUGUGCAGAUUUUAUGCUUUGAUAUUCAAUGGAACCGAAUCAAGGAAAAUGGUAAUUACCGGUACUCUAAAAGUGUUGAAUUGAAAUAAGAUUGAAUAUCAUACAUGGUGACAUCGAGAUCAAAUCAACAUUUACUAAAUAAAUACAUGUACAUGGGUUUUGUUCAUUGA
Molecule: messenger RNA, 1602 nt
Organism: Magallana angulata
Lineage: Eukaryota; Metazoa; Mollusca; Bivalvia; Ostreida; Ostreidae
Product: mitochondrial ribonuclease P protein 1 homolog
Exons: 6
Coding region: 130-1236 (368 amino acids)
Biological process (GO): positive regulation of mitochondrial translation; mitochondrial tRNA 5'-end processing
Cellular component (GO): nucleus; mitochondrion; nucleoplasm
Molecular function (GO): tRNA binding
Source: RefSeq, a predicted model, not a curated record